Molecule: messenger RNA, 2299 nt
Organism: Pyrus x bretschneideri (Chinese white pear)
Lineage: Eukaryota; Viridiplantae; Streptophyta; Magnoliopsida; Rosales; Rosaceae
Product: calmodulin-binding protein 60 F
Biological process (GO): regulation of salicylic acid biosynthetic process
Cellular component (GO): nucleus
Molecular function (GO): DNA-binding transcription factor activity; sequence-specific DNA binding; calmodulin binding
Source: RefSeq, a predicted model, not a curated record
CUUUCAAGAUUCAUGCAUUCACACAAGCAGAGGAGAGAGAGGGAGAGAGACCAUGGAACCCAGCUGUGCGCCUGUGAAAUAUCAUAACAUGCAAACUCCAAUAAUAUACUCUGUUCCGGAUCAAAAUAAAAUAUAAAAAAAUCCAGAAAAAUCGACAUAGAUCCACCAAAAACUCAACAAACAGAUCUUUCCAAUCAAUACCCAGAUCCCACAAGACCGCAAAAAUCGUCACGAAAACGACUUUUUUGUCUUCUGGGGUCUCAAUAGUUGGUAACUCUGCGGUUCCCUUCUUUGUUUUGUAUUCUUCUGUUCUGUGAAGUUUCUACGUUUGGGAAGUGUUUUGGCGGCGGAGAUUUUUGGAUAAGUUUCUGAAAAUGGAAAGUUCGGGGAGUACGAGGGUGGAGAAGAGAGGUCAUGAAUUGGAUGCCGAUGCAGAUGAUCAUCCUCCCGAGCUGAAGAAGCAGAGAUUGCCUGCUUUGGCAAGUGUAAUUGUGGAAUCUUUGAAGGUAGAUAGCUUGCAAAGACUUUGCUCGUCGUUGGAGCCUCUUCUCCGUCGAAUUGUUAGUGAAGAAGUCGAGCGCGCUUUGACAAAGUUAGACCAUGCUGAACUGGCUGGAAGGUCUCAACCGCCGAGAAUACAGGGUCCAGAAGGAAAAACCCUGCAACUACAAUUCAAAACAAGAAUGCCACCUCAUCUAUUCACAGGUGCAAAGGUUGAAGGAGAGCAAGGAGCAGCAAUUCAUGUUGUUUUGGUCGACCUCAGCACAGGCAGUGUUAUGCAAACAGGACCCGAAUCCGCUGCAAAACUGAAUGUUGUAGUGCUGGAAGGUGACUUCAAUGGGGAAGCUGAGGAUAAUUGGACAAAAGAACACUUUGAGAACCACGAAGUAAAGGAACGUGAGGGGAAAAGGCCGCUUCUGACAGGGGAUCUUCAGGUUGUUCUCAAGGAAGGGGUAGGUACUCUAGGAGAUCUUACCUUCACCGACAAUUCUAGCUGGACGAGGAGCAGGAAAUUCAGGCUCGGUGUUAAGCUUUUCCCUGGAUAUUGUGAGGAAAUUCGUAUUUGUGAGGCUAAAACGGAUGCCUUUUCUGUUAAAGAUCACAGGGGAGAAUUGUACAAGAAACACUACCCACCGGCUUUGCAUGACGACGUUUGGAGAUUGGAUAGAAUAGCAAAGGAUGGAGCUCUGCACAAAAAAUUGAUACAGGCUGAGAUCAUAACCGUUGAAGACUUCCUUCGCCUUCUUGUCAAGGACCCGCAGAAACUAAGAAAUAUGCUUGGGAGCGGGAUGUCCAACAGGAUGUGGGAAAACACAGUGGAGCAUGCCAAAACCUGUGUCUUGGGUGGAAAGCUCUAUGUUUACUACAAUGAUCAGGCUCACGGCACGGGCGUUGUUUUCAACCACAUUUAUGAGCUCAGGGGACUUAUCGCUGAUGGCCAGUUUCUUGCCUUGGAGUCACUCACCCACGCUCAAAAGGUUUCCGUGGAUUCUCUGGUGAAGAGAGCGUACGAUAAUUGGCAUCAAGUCGUAGAAUAUGAUGGAAAAGUCUUACAUGCUCUCACUGGAAAUAAAAAGGUUGCGAGAGCCUCACCUGCACCGGAGGCUGACCACAACAACUUUGCUGUGAUGGAUCACCAUUCUGCAUCUACUCAGCAGCAGCAGUACACCCCUCAAUUCAGCCAACAUUUCCAACCCGAAAAUAGCCACCCAUCCGUCCCUCAGUUCAUUGAAUUUCCAUUUGUGAGUUCCGACCAAACAGCGUUGAUCAAAUUUAAUAACCCGGAACCAGCAGCAUUACCUAGCAGCAUGGGUUACAUGCCAGUGGUUGGAGGUUCACAUUUUUCAGGAGAUUGGACAAGGCCAAACUACGGGAAUGGAUUGGACGAUUUUGUUGCUGAUGAAAUCCGGAUCAGGAGUUCAGAGAUGUUGGAGAGUGAUGACAUGCAAGGACUGCUCAAGACGUUUAGUAUGGGAGUAGGAGGAGGAGCUGGUUUUGGUGCUUCUGAUGAGUCGUGUUAUAAUUACAGUGUACAAUAUGAGCCUCAGCCGUUCAGGAAAGAGCACGCGAAGAGCUCAGGGAAGGCAGUUGUCGGGUGGCUUAAGCUCAAAGCUGCGUUAAGGUGGGGGAUUUUUAUUAGGAAGAGAGUUGCAGAAAGGAGAGCUCAGCUUACAGAGCUAGACUGAAUCAAAUGCUUUCGUGAUUGUUUAAUUCCGUUUGCUUUGCAGAGACGAGACCAUGAAAAGAGAAGGAAAAUAAGGAGUUUAAUUAUAUAUUGGAACAUUUCAGCGUUCUUUUA